AUGGAGAUUAGUCCGGAUAACGAGGUCGUCAUCAAGGAUCUACGCAUCCUCCCCUACAAGAUGGUCAACGUCAGGGAGGAGCGAAUAAGCCUGAAGGCGCUACAGAAGUUUCAGGCAACAAUAUCCAAGCUGGCGAGCAAGUUUAUCACCAAUGAUGACGACCUGCCAGGUAUAGACUUAGAGUCUGACAGACAGGCAGGGGAAGUAGCAGACACUGCUGACGCCACAAUGGAUCAAACCGAUGCAAGAGCAUCGCCGAAACGUAAAAGUGGUGGUCUUUGUGUUGUUGGUGACGAGGAGGAGGAGGAGGAUGGUGGUGAUGAUGAUGACGACUUGACCAAGCAGCUGAAUUUAAACGACUUACUUGGAGGACUCCUUGGAGGACGUGGACGCGUCGUGUCUGAUGAGCGCCGAGCCAGCCCGAGCUCCACCUCCACCACCCCGGUACGGAACAGUUGCAGCAAGAAGACCGCCGCCACGACCGAGCUAGCCGCGGACGAGGAUGUGUUUGCAAUGCCAGAAGUCUCGGCAACCAAGAAAUCCGGCAAAGAAAUUACAAGCGCAGACUCAGAGGUUGCAGAAUCUGAGGCGGUUACAAGGGAAGAAAUUAACAAAGAGGCAGAGAAGGGACUUUCAGAGAAUGAAUCCCCGAAGAGAGGCCGUUUCCCAGAGAAAGCCGGAAGAACAUCACCGCAGAAAUCCCCUGCGGGUAGAGGAAAGAAGAAUGUGUCACCGAGAAAAGAUUCAGAAAAGAGAAAAGCCUCCUGUUUGCCAGUUGAUUCGUCGCCCGAGAAAAGAAUCGCCUCCGAGUCGCCAGCGAGACGGAACCAGGAGAAAAGAAAAGCUUCAAAAUCGCCGGCAACGAAGAGAAAAAGAAUGUCAAAGUCACCUGAUUACAAAGUAAAUGAGAAAAAGAUUGGUUCACAGAACAAUCCUGAAAAGAAAAAUGUUGGGAAGUCUCCCUUGAAAGAAGCUGCAAAGGGAGACAAAUCCCCUUCCAAGAGAAAGUCGUCGGCUUCUCUUUUCUCCCCUGAUGAAAGUAAAGCUGGAGAUAAAGCUAAACAGAAAGUUACGGCAAAAGAAGUAGGACCUUCAAAGGCUAAGGCGGAGGCAAACAACGAUAAAAACACCAGAAAACCACCGUCAGUAAUUGCAAUCCCUAGAAGAAUGUAAGGAAGGCGGCUAAUAGGAAUGGUAGUAAUAAGACCACAGACUCUCCAGAUAUGACUCGUGCGAAAUCUGUUCGCGUUUCUUGGUCAAUGUCUGAGAAGACAAAAGCGGACGCCACCUUGGCAGCCAAAAAUUCGCCAGGGAAAGAGAAAAAUGCGGGAGCUGAAAAGGCAGAUGAUGCAAAGUCAGGGCGGUCCCUGGUUAAGUUUGUGGUGGACACGCCAGAGAAGACAGAAGAAAAAAGGCGUACCUCGGCUAGGUCUGUGGCAGACACACCGGAGAUCUCUUCACCUAGGAGGACUACAAGGUCCGUGGUGGAGGAAUCUAUACAAGUUUUUUCCCUGCGGCAUUGCUACUAUUUUUAAAGCUUAACCUUUAAAUUAGGUUGAUAUACUACGCCUGAAACCCAGAGUCCAUUCUAGCCAAUGUGUUGAUUCAUAGUCGCUAAGGUUAGCUUGUAGAGAUAAACUAUUGGUAACCUGUGACGUGGCUUUUUAACUUGCUUACCCAGCGAUGUCACACUUUGUACAACACGGCCAUGUAAGCACCAUAAUCGCUCAACCAGCGAUUACACACUGUUUAACUCGGACCUUUAAUACCAAGAAUCAUUCAACAAGCGAUUAGACACAUACAAGUUUUUCUCGUACGGUAUGGCUUCUAUCUUUUAAGCUUAAAUGUUCAACGCAUAUAAACGAAUAUUUAUGUUGGUAUACUUUUUGCAUUAAGAUACCGGUAUAUACCGUAUAAUUAAUGGCUUAUGCAAUU
Molecule: messenger RNA, 1935 nt
Organism: Dreissena polymorpha
Lineage: Eukaryota; Metazoa; Mollusca; Bivalvia; Myida; Dreissenidae
Product: muscle M-line assembly protein unc-89-like
Exons: 5
Coding region: 1-1173 (390 amino acids)
Source: RefSeq, a predicted model, not a curated record